Molecule: messenger RNA, 1826 nt
Organism: Hemicordylus capensis (graceful crag lizard)
Lineage: Eukaryota; Metazoa; Chordata; Lepidosauria; Squamata; Cordylidae
Product: testis-specific serine/threonine-protein kinase 5-like
Exons: 8
Coding region: 269-1741 (490 amino acids)
Biological process (GO): protein phosphorylation; intracellular signal transduction; microtubule cytoskeleton organization
Cellular component (GO): cytoplasm
Molecular function (GO): ATP binding; tau-protein kinase activity; protein serine/threonine kinase activity
Source: RefSeq, a predicted model, not a curated record
CCGUCCCCCGUCACUGUGGAAACUCCUCCACCUGAAGAGCAACAAGGAACCCUCCGCUCUCGCCAGUCCCUGCGUUUGGCCGGUGGCAGCCAAGCCCACCAUGAGGAGGCUGCCGUGCUAGAGAGCCCUCCGUGCCCCGCGUCCCCUCCCUUGCGGAGCAGAUGUGCUUCCCUGGCCCCGGGUCCCCCCUCUGGAGGUUCCCUGGGCCCGGCUGCCUUCCCCGGCCCCCUGCCCACUCCCUGGCUCCCUGCGGGGCCCGCCGGGGGCCAUGAAGAGCUUCUCGAAGCGCGAGGCGGACCGGAGGACGUUCCUGGAGCAGGUCCGGGAGAGCAAGGAGAAUGGCUACCUCCUCUCUUCCAAGAAGAUCGGCUCCGGGGCCUUCUCCAAGGUCUACCUGGGCUACGCCACCCAAGAGAAAAUGAUGCAGAACUACAAGCUGGCCUCGGACCUCCGGAGCAAGCGGCACUCCAUGGUAGCUAUAAAGAUCAUCUCAACAGCAGAAGCCCCCGUAGAGUACACCAAAAAGUUCCUCCCGCGAGAAAUCUACUCCCUCAAUGUUACCUACAAGCACCUAAACGUGAUCCAGCUCUAUGAAAUGUACCGGAACAGCAAGCGCACCUACCUGGUCCUGGAGCUGGCCUCCCGCGGGGACCUCCUGGAGCACAUCAACGCCACGUCUGACAGGAGGGAGUACCCUGGCCUGGAGGAGGAGGAGGCACGAAGGCUCUUCCGCCAGAUUGUCAGUGCGGUGGCACACUGCCACAACGUUGGCAUUGUCCACAGAGACUUGAAGUGCGAGAACAUCUUGCUGGAUGAGCGUGGCUUCAUUAAGCUGACUGAUUUUGGGUUUGCCAAUCGCUAUUCCCUGAAGAAUUCCCUGAUGAGCACGUUCUGUGGCUCGGUGGCCUACACCGCCCCGGAAAUCCUCAUGAGCAAGAAGUACAAUGGGGAGCUGGCUGACCUGUGGAGCCUUGGGGUGAUCCUCUACGCCAUGGUGACGGGGAAGCUCCCCUUCAAGGAGCGCCAGCCGCACAAGAUGAUCCACGUGAUCAAGCAGGGACUCGCCUUCCGGCAGCCAAUCUCGGCAGAAUGCCAGAACCUGAUCGAGAGCUUGCUGCAGCUGAAGCCGGCAGCCCGCCUGGGGCUCCAGCAAGUGGCCACCCACCGCUGGAUGCUGCCGGCCACGUCUGCCAUCUUCCACCGGGUGAUGAGCUCCAUGGGGGUCCACCCAGAGUGCACCAUGAGCCCAGAAAAGCCGCCAGCAGGACAAGCCGAGAGCGGCGGAGGCUCCGUUUCGCAGCUGCCCGACCUGGAGAGCACAGGCAAGACCCCCGAGGGCUCCUGCGCCAAGGAGGCCAAGGUGCUGCCCACGCCGCGGGCCGCCUCCGCCACAGCGGCCUUCGCCAGCCGGGCCAAGGUGGGGGAGAAGAAGGGGGGCCACGAGGCGGGGGCCGCGGCCGUCCCCGGCAACUGCGUCCUGCAGCUCCCGUCUCCGCGCAAGACCGAGCGGCCGCCGCGGCUCUCGCUCUACCGGCCCAGCCUGCUCACCAGCCUGCAGCCCUUCCACCACCUGCCCAACUUCCGCAAGCCCGGCUCGCCCUUCUCCACCAGCGCCUACGUGGCCAGCAGCAAGCGCCUCGGCGAGAAGGUCCCCGCCCGGGCGGUGGCCCUGAGCGGGGGCGGCUCUGCCAGCCUCUCCAAGCAGGUGCACUCGCUCUACAGCAUGACGCCGUGCCCGUGACCCGCCCGCCGCCCCAGGCCCCGCCUGGACGGGAGCAGCUCUGCCCGGGGAACCCGGAGCGCGCGAUUAAAUGUUAUUCAGAGUC